This is a messenger RNA of Mesocricetus auratus (golden hamster), 848 nucleotides long. RefSeq names its product TNF receptor superfamily member 13C (gene Tnfrsf13c). Gene Ontology annotation, molecular function: signaling receptor activity. NCBI's taxonomy places the organism in Eukaryota, Metazoa, Chordata, Mammalia, Rodentia, Cricetidae. The coding region runs from base 4 to 624 and encodes 206 amino acids. Gene Ontology annotation, cellular component: external side of plasma membrane. Gene Ontology annotation, biological process: positive regulation of B cell proliferation; B cell costimulation; positive regulation of T cell proliferation. The record is from RefSeq and is a predicted model, not a curated record. The transcript is spliced from 3 exons.
AGGAUGCUGCGUCCGGGUUUCAUUCUAGACUCGAGGGGGCACAGAGCAGACUCAGAACUCUGUCCCACCUGCGUGUGGUGGGAUAUGGGCGCCAGGAAACGCGAGGCCAGAAGUCGGAGAAGCCGGGACAGCCCGAUGCCCACGCCUUGCGUUCAGACACUGUGCUUCGACCCUCUGGUGCGACACUGCGUGGCCUGUAACCUCCUCCGCACGCCAGACCCUCUACACGCAAGCAGCCAGGCGCCCGGGACAGCGCUGCAACCGCAGGAGUCGGUGGGCACCGGAGCCGGGCCUGAUGCGAGGCUGCCGCUGCCGGGGUUGCUCUUCGGCGCCCCCGCGCUCCUGGGACUGAUGCUGGCCCUGGCCCUGGUGGCCCUGGUGACCUGGAGGUGGCGGCAGCAGCGCAGGAUGGCUUCCCCAGGCACCCCAGACGGAGUCCAGGAAGAGUCCCUGGACAAUGUCUUCGUGUCCUCAUCAGAAACCCUUCAUGCCUCUGCUCCCAUCUGGCCUACCCCCAAAGAAGAUGCAGACACCACCCUGCCGGGCCACAGCAUCCCAGUGCCGGCCACGGAACUGGGCUCCACUGAGCUGGUGACCACCAAGACAGCCGGCCCUGAGGAAUAGCAGUGGUAGAGGGAAUUCAGACUCUCACCCACCGGCUUGGAAAAGUUCAGCUCUUCAGGGAUGGAGCCCACUGCCUGGAGGGAACCCAGAGGAAAUACAGACACUACAGGCCACAGACUCCCACCAGCAUGAGACUGUUCUUGGGUUAGCUUUUGACUUGAGAACUUGCCCUUUUUGAGAUUGUUUUUAAACUCUUAUGCCUAUAAAUGGUUGGGUAGACUUCA